AUGCUUCAGGUCAGGCAAUACCAGGCCAAGGAUUGUGCGCACCGUCAGGAUGGCGUUCGGUUCAACCAGAAUCGUCUCUUCCAGAGUGAUCAGAAGAGGCUCUAUAAAUCAUUGAAGCGACCAAUGGUAAGUGGAACGGGCCCAGUACCGAAUCAGGCCGACACGGUUGCAUUCUGGCGCGGCCUGUGGUCAGAGCCCGUAAACCACAACGAGGGCCCUUGGACGGAAGUUGUGGCGAGUCAGUGUGCGGGUAUUACGCCCAUGGAUCCCGUCACCAUAACGCCGGAUGACGUAGCUGAGGCGGUCCGUAGGGCCCCGAACUGGAAAAGUCCGGGACUCGACGGGCUGCAUCACUACUGGCUGAAGGGGUUCGUGGUGUGUCACACUGUGCUCGCCCGACAGUUUCAAGAGGUUCUCAACCAGAAGUCGCUCCCGAGCCUCUUCACUACUGGGAUCACCCAUUUGGUUCCUAAAGGCCAGGGGCCGCUGACUGGGGGUCGCCGGGGCGCGUCUGGAGCUGGCGCUGGACGCGGCAGCAUGCGGGCCGCCAGCCGAGCGCGAGGAGCUGCAAGAUCACCUAACAGCCCCCCGCAUCCAUCAUCCCCACCAGACGGCUUGAUGUCGGCAGGGUCCUCUCGGACUCGGCAAGCGGCAUCCGCCGCUGGUGGAGUGCGCCGCAUGCGUUGGACAAGGGAUAUGAACGCAAACGCAUUGCGGGCGUACUAUAGGGCGAAAGGGGAAGAAACUGCGGGGAUAGCGUAUCGGGCUCUGAUGCAUUGCUUUUUUGCUGAGCUGGAGCCGUCUAUUCCCGUCACGGAACAAAACCUGGCAGACCGAGUUCGGUACAUCAUGCGCUCGAAAAUAUUCGAUGAUGCCGAGCUCGAACGACUACGACGUGAGGCCAUUCCCUCAUCGAAUGAAUUGGCUACGGCUGGGGAUGAGGCUCCUCAGGCGACAGACCAGCUGCCACGCGUAGAAGCCGCCAUGAAUCUUCCAGUUGUGGGUGAUUCAGACAAUGAUGAAAUGGUCUCCCACGAACUAGAGCAAAUGAGGAGUAUAUUGGAAGAGGCGAUUUUGGAAACGCGCAGCAUGCCUCUCGAAAAUCGACCGCGACUUCCCCGCAUAACCCUAAGCAAGCGAAAUCGGGCUGUCGUGAGGGCCCUUAAUCCAAUGCUGGUAACCUAUUAA
Molecule: messenger RNA, 1188 nt
Organism: Parnassius apollo (apollo)
Lineage: Eukaryota; Metazoa; Arthropoda; Insecta; Lepidoptera; Papilionidae
Source: the annotation of a GenBank genome assembly